GGUCUCUUGUCUCUGUUGACGCAAAAUCGUUGUUAAAGAUUUGUUCUUCUUAAUUGGUAAAUUAAAGCAGUGAAAAAUACACAAAAAGUGCAAUAAAGUGGGCGCAAAUCUACUGCGUAUACUAGCACGCAGCGUGCAGAAAGUGAGUGUUGGACACUGUGCAAUUUGCAAAUUGGGUUUUGCAGAUUCGGUUUGCUAAAUCGAUUGGCAUUUUUUCUCUAUGUCUAUUUCCGCUGCUCCGAUUGCUGUCUCAUUCAUGCGCGCUUGAAUGAAGGAGCGCAUAGAAGAGGAGUAGAGAAGCCGCCGCCAAGCAGUCCAUAGUACUACAAGCAGGCAACAAUAACAACAAAAGCAACAGUAACAGCAACAAAACACUGUGGGAAGGUAAACAAACAGAGUACCGUUUAUUGCGUCAAAUAGGAUAAGCGCAGCAGUCGCUAAUGCGCGACAUGGCCGAUUUAGAUGCAGUACAUCUCGGCCUGGAUGAGAAUGAAGCGGAUAUUGCCGAGGAAUUGCAGGAUUUCGAUUCGUUCGACACGCGCAGUGAGGCGUCCAAAUCGCGAGCUGGCUCCAUGGCCUCCGACUCGGAGCCAAGCAUCAGCUCGGUAAGUACGGCUCCGUCCUCCGUGGGCAGCAGGAGCAGCAAACGGCUGACCAAAACCAAGUCUAGUAGUAAAGCAAGCAAAGAAACUGCUGCCAAACCCGCAACGUCAACAACUGCAACAGCUGCAUCUACUAGCAAGGGCAAAUCUUCUAAGAAAACCAAGCGUGCCGCAUCCCCCGGCGACCUUAAUGGUAAAAAGAAAAAGUCCAACAGCAGCGGCAGCGAGUCCAAGUCGAAGAAGCCCGUCGAGACAGAUGAGAAGGCCAACUCCAAGUCGCAGGACAGCGAGGAGCGUGAGCCGAGCAUCAAAAAAACGCGCAGCAAGAAAGCCACCAGUAGCAGCAGCUCCACGGCAGCCAAUCUGAGUGGAGCGGGUGCCAGCGGCAACAAGAGCGAUCUUAGCGAUGCGGAGGAUGAGAAACCCUCACUCUUGCCCGCACUCGAGUCGGAUAGUGAGUCCUCCGAUUCAGAUUCGGGCACUCAGCACAAACGGAAUGGCGGCGCGCGCAGCAAGGUGACGAUGGCGAACAGCUCGAAGGGCUCCACACCGGAAAAGGAUGGCGGUGGCAACACCCAAAAGUCCUAUGACUACAUGACUAAGCUGAAUUAUCUAUUUCGGGACACCCGCUUCUUUCUGAUCAAGUCCAACAACAGCGACAACGUGCAGCUGUCCAAGAGCAAGAGCGUCUGGGCGACGCUGCCCCAGAACGAUGCCAAUCUGAGUCAGGCCUUCAAGGAGGCGCGCAACGUGCUGCUCAUAUUCUCCGUCAAUGAGAGCGGUAAAUUCGCGGGCUUUGCGCGCAUGGCUGCGCCUUCGCGUAGGGAUAUACCGCAGGUGGCCUGGGUGCUGCCUCCCAGCAUUUCGCCCAAGGCUUUGGGCGGCGUCAUCGAGCUGGAUUGGAUAUGUCGCAAGGAGCUGUCGUUUAAUGCCACCUUGCACUUGCACAACUCGUGGAACGAGGGCAAGCCGGUAAAGAUUGGACGUGAUGGCCAGGAAAUUGAGCCCAAAAUUGGCGCCGAGCUGUGCCGCCUGUUUCCCGAGGACGAACAAAUCGAAUUGACGCCCAUUCUGCGGAAAUCCAAGGAAACGGCGCGUGUGAUGCGCGAGAAGGGCAUCCAUGUCAUCUACAAGGCGCCACGCAGCCUCUCCACGCGGGGCCAUAGCGGCGGUCGUGGCAACAGCCAGCUCGGACCGAUGCGGCACAAGCGCAGCUAUGGACAUGGCGCACCACAUCAUCAUCAACGACCCUAUCGGCAUCAUCAUCACCAUGGCAUGGGCAUGGGCAUGCCCGGCAGCGGCGGCUUCAAGCGUGGUGGCUCACCCUACCGCCAGAUGGCUGGCGGUGCAGCUGGUCCCGGUGACAUGGGCAUGCCCUCGUGGGAGCGCUACAUGUCCUCGGCCGCUGCUGCCGAGGCCUAUGUGGCCGACUACAUACGCAACAUGCACGGCCAGCUGCCCCCGCUGCCGUUUGUGCCGCCCUUUGGCCAGUUGCCGAUGCCCUCGGCUGCAGGAGCUGCCAACGCAUUACCACCGGGCGCACCAGCGUCAAUGUACGAGCAACUGCCGCCACCGGUGCGGUAUUAUGAUGGACCUGGAGCGCCGCCGCUGCCAGACUACCCGCCGCCACAGCCAAUGCGACCACCGCCGCCGGGUUUCGAUAAGGCGCCCAGCUACGAGGAUUUUGCGGCCUGGAAAAAUGCCGGUCUGCCCACAGUUUCGGCUCCACCUGGAUUUCCGGUCUACGCUGCCAACGGCAGUGGCAGCAGCAAUGCAGCUGGUGGCAACGUGGGCGGGCCAAACGUGCCGGGUAUCAGUGCAGGCAACCGGGACAACAACAACAGCUCCGUGGGCGGUCGACGACGCGAGUAUGGCGGCAAUCGUAGCGGAUCCUCGCGACAAUUUCGUGGCGAUCGCGGCGGCGGCGGCGGUGGUGGGGGGCAACGCAGCUAUCGGGACGGCAGACGUUGAGUGUGUCGUUGAGUAUUGUUUACGGGUAUUCAAAAAGUGCGCGAAAAUCCUCCCAACCUCCUCCUCCUCAAGAAAUGAUGCACAGAAAAGUGUCGCAACGGUCGCGUGUGAAACUAGAAAAGUAGAAGAAACGAAGAUGUCUUCGAAUGCAAUGAAAAUCAUAAAUGAAAUGUAAGCUAAGUGAGCAGCUGGACCCACGCACACAGCCCCAGCGCCAAUAAUCGUUAUACAAAUCCAAUCGUACGAACAGCUCGUCUCUUAUACACAACACUCCAACUCUCUCUCUCUCUCUCUCUCUCUGUUUCUUACACUCUCACUCUCUCUUUUGCCUAGCUAUUUGUCAUGCGAAAGUUCUCUAUGAUAUAAACAAACUUACAAAAUAAGCAAAUUACAAAAAAAAAAAAAACAUCAUCUAAUACAUAUUUUAAAACAAAACGAAAAAAAAAUACAGAAAAGAGAGAAAAAAAAUAUAUCAAGCACAAAACGUGAACUUUAUUUAAAAGACGCUACAACAACAACCUACAACAGCACAACAAGAACGUACCGUUAACAAUGUUAAUGAAAAAUCAAAGCAGUGACGUGUGUGUAAUGUGUGUGUGUGCUUUUAACCCCCGGUGCUUCCCCCACACGAGAGUUGGACUUUUAGUCAGAAGAAAGCAACCAAAGAGUUGAAAAUCGAACGUUCCAUGCGAAGUCGGAGUCGAGUCACGCCCCGCACUCCGCAGCCCCCUUAAGCAAACAGCACUCAUACUAUAUUUAUAUAUAUAAAUAAAUCGUUUUUAAAAA
Molecule: messenger RNA, 3359 nt
Organism: Drosophila montana
Lineage: Eukaryota; Metazoa; Arthropoda; Insecta; Diptera; Drosophilidae
Gene: Ythdc1
Product: YTH domain containing 1
Exons: 2
Coding region: 441-2573 (710 amino acids)
Biological process (GO): regulation of alternative mRNA splicing, via spliceosome; mRNA splicing, via spliceosome
Cellular component (GO): nucleoplasm
Molecular function (GO): mRNA binding; N6-methyladenosine-containing RNA reader activity
Source: RefSeq, a predicted model, not a curated record